AUGUCUCAAAACGAAGGGCAUCUUCGCCCGAAGAAACUCAUCUACCUGAGGCAGUACCACGCGAUCCGCGAGGAAACGCUACAAGCUCCAAGCUCCAAGCUAACAAUCUCUACAGUCGCACCAGGCGAUAUAUCAGCAACCCCAGAACUUGAAGCAACCGAAUCCCCUGCACACGCCGACUCGACCCUCCGCUCGGAAACCUCAACACCUAACUCCAUAACCGAAACCGAAAUAAUCUCCCACCCAGCCCGAGCCCACCAAUUCAUCACAAACCCGCCCCUCACUGUUUCCCAAAUCCACGGCACAAACCCCCUCCACCAAUUCCACUCCUGGUUCAAAGAUCCCCGCCUCACACCAAGCUCAGCCCCAGAAACCUGUACCCUGGCAACAGCCUCGCUCCCUUCCGGCCGCGUCAGCGCCCGCAGCGUAUACCUGAAAGAACUCGACGAGCGCGGCUGGGUGGUCUACAGUAACUGGGGCAGUCGCGAAGGGAAAGGCGGACAGGUCUUCGGAAACGAAGAGGGAGGAUCCACGAAGCUCCCCGAGCCAUCCGAGGCCGCAGCCUCGCAUCUGGGUAAUCGGUGGGGCGCGCUAACAUUCAGCUGGGCAGCCGUUGAGCGCCAGGUUAGAAUCGAGGGACUCUUUGAGCCGCUUAGUCGGGAGGAGAGUGAACUCUAUUGGCGGACUCGUGAGCGUGGGAGUCAGAUUGGGGGUUGGGCUAGUUGGCAGAGUAAGGUUCUCUGGUCUGCGCAGCCGGGACAGAUGGAGGAGCGGCAGCGACGGAAGAGUGUUGCGAAGGUGCAGGAGGCAGAAGCUGGGAGUGAGGCGCUUGUGAAUUUGGAUCAGACGGAUAUUGAUGAUGGGCGGAAGGCGCUUGAGCAGCGUGUUAGGGACAUGGAGAUCAAAUUUGAGGGUGUGAAGGAUAUUCCGCUGCCGCCUUUUUGGGGCGGCGUGCGUUUGGUGCCGGAGUCUGUGGAGUUCUGGCAGGGGAGGAAGAGUCGGUUGCAUGAUCGGUUUAGAUAUGUGAAGGAGGGAGAGGAUAAACAGCUUGGAAUUCACAACACAAUGGUCACCCCGACAAAAACCACGUCCCCCUGGAUUCUCCUCGCCCUGGCAAGCGGCGCCUUCGCCGCGUUGAACGGACUCUUCGCGAAACUAACAACCGAUACCAACACUACAUCUUUCGCGCAAUCCCUAGCCCAUCUUUUUGGUCUAGACUCCUCGCCUUUCUUGGAGUUGCUUGUUCGAGGUGCCUGCCUCGGCCUCAACGUCCUCUGCAACAUCAUAAUGUGGGCUCUUUUCACACGCGCCCUAACAGCCGGUCCAUCGACGGUGAAGGUAUCCAUUACUAACACGUCGGCGAACUUCCUUGCUACGGCACUGUUGGGAAUGAUUAUCUUCCGGGAAGCGGUUGGUGGUCUUUGGUGGGUUGGUGCUGCUAUGAUGGGGGCUGGGUGUAUUUUGGUGGGCAUGAGAGAGGGAGCUUGA
Molecule: messenger RNA, 1488 nt
Organism: Penicillium longicatenatum
Lineage: Eukaryota; Fungi; Ascomycota; Eurotiomycetes; Eurotiales; Aspergillaceae
Product: pyridoxamine-phosphate oxidase PDX3
Exons: 5
Coding region: 1-1488 (495 amino acids)
Biological process (GO): pyridoxine biosynthetic process
Molecular function (GO): pyridoxamine phosphate oxidase activity; FMN binding
Source: RefSeq, a predicted model, not a curated record